AUGACAUUUGUUAUACUGGCAUGUGCACUGCCUCAGUUUAAAUUAUGGUGGCCAUUUUUUGUAGUACUUUUCUAUAUUUUAUCUCCCAUUCCAACAAUGAUAGCACGACGUCACACAGAUGGCACAGGAGGCACCAACUCUACUUGUAUGGAGACUGCAAUCUUUAUAACUAUGGGCAUUCUUGUUAGUUCAUUUGCACUACCUAUAGUGCUAGCUCGAGCUGCAGUGAUAAUGUGGGGUGCAUGCUAUUUGACUCUAGCAGGCAAUGUCAUAGUUUAUUUGACCAUAUUAGGUUUCUUCACCAUUUUUGACAUGGAUGAAUCUGAUUAUGCUAUGUGGUGA
Messenger RNA from Parnassius mnemosyne (clouded apollo), 342 nucleotides. Lineage: Eukaryota; Metazoa; Arthropoda; Insecta; Lepidoptera; Papilionidae. The record is from the annotation of a GenBank genome assembly.